Trichoplax adhaerens is the source of this 2793-nucleotide messenger RNA. RefSeq lists its product as uncharacterized. Bases 1 to 2793 code for a protein of 930 amino acids. Gene Ontology annotation, molecular function: cysteine-type deubiquitinase activity. The record is from RefSeq and is a predicted model, not a curated record. The transcript has 29 exons. Gene Ontology annotation, biological process: protein deubiquitination. Lineage: Eukaryota; Metazoa; Placozoa; Uniplacotomia; Trichoplacea; Trichoplacidae.
AUGGCAACGGAGUCCUCAUUUCUAUCUUAUUUAGUAGGGAAGGCUGCUAAUUGUAAUCGAGACUGUAGCGUAGAAGUUCUCGUAAGGCCCCCUUGCAAGUCUCACUGCAGCCAAAGGGGAGCAACUCGAAGCGCUGACCUGAGAGACCUAGAGAGCAAGUCCAGUCUCCCGGUGGUUGUAUCGUUGGUGGGUGAGACGUCACAUUUGCGUCAACCGUGCCCGUACCCUGACACUCCAUACAGUCUGGUCUUGUUUUUGAUUAUAUGGAAACUUGGAAAUUGGUUGACAGAACCCAAUUGGAACAUGAUAGGCAAAAAAUUUGACGUCCAAGUAGACGAAGACUGGCAGCAAGACCAAAAUCAGAUUGUCCUAUUAUUCAAAUUUGGCAAGAUAGCUGAAGAGAUUUCUAGAAUUUUACUCGGUUUUGAUGAAAAAGAAAUUAUUUUCUAUACGGAAGAUAAAUUCACCUUAAAGAAAUUCAAAUUAUACGAUUCUAUCCGACCGAAAGAAUUUGAUACGGAUUGGGAUGGUGAUCGAUUAAAGGUCACCUUAACCAAGACCUAUUUUAACUACUCUUGGAUCAAGCUAUUGUCUGUUGAAAAUGAAAGAAGCAAUGCAGUUCUGUUCAAUGGCGAUGCAAAAGAAAAAAAUAUUACUCUAAGUUAUCUAUCGCACGAUUGGAAGGAUUCUAAUGAGGAUCUUGAAAUGUCGAUCACUGUUUUUAUCAAGAAUCUGAUUAAAAAGGAUCUUGAUAUUGACUUUGGACUACGAAAUUUACGAGUCAAGUUUCGAACGCGAGAUAAUGCCUUCUUAUCGCAGCAUCCUAACAGUUCAGAGACCACUACUUUUAUAUGGGAAAUUUACCUAUGUCAUACCAUUUUACCGAGCAAAUCUUCUUACUCUCCUUUGGACGAUGGUAUUCAGAUCAUAAUGCAUAAGGAAGUGGCUGGUUUAUGGCAUAAUCUGGAACAGGCUCUUUACGAUAGAAGUAUUAGUAAAGGCCAGCCUAUUUUCGCGUCAAUUGAUAUACCAUUGCAAAUAUUAAGAAAUUCGCAAUUAGGAGACUACGAUGAUGCUGUAAACGACUUAAAAAUUGUCCGAGAUGGCAUGACCGGGCUGAAUAACCUUGGAAAUACUUGCUUUAUGAAUAGUAUUUUGCAAUGCAUGUCAAACACUCGCCCUCUUCGAGAUUUUUUCUUGGAAUGUGAUCUCAGAAACGAAAUCAAUUAUGAUAAUCCAUUGGGUAGUAAAGGUGCAAUUGUGGCUGCAUUUGCUGUCCUGAUAAGGACUCUAUGGUGUGGAAAAUACCAUAGUUAUUCUCCUAGCAAGUUAAAGUCCUUAGUUGCUGCUAAAGCUACCCAAUUUAUGGGUUACGCUCAGCAAGAUGCGCAAGAGUUUAUGGCUUACUUGUUGGACGGACUUCAUGAGGAUCUUAACCGUGUAAGAAAUAAACCCCUUACGCAAGUAGUUGAGGGUGCUGGGAGACCAGAUGAAGAAGUAGCAAAUGAAGCCUGGAUGGUACAUCGGAAACGGAAUGAUUCGUUAAUUGUGGACUACUUUUUUGGCCAGUUCAAAUCUGUUUUGAUUUGUCCUGAAUGUGAUAAGAAAUCAACUACUUUUGAUCCGUUUAUGGUCCUACCAUUACCAAUUCCCGCUGUAAAAGUUCCUAUCAAAGUUAUUCCUGUGAUAAAUAAUUUUCCAGGAACUGGUAUUCAGAAGACAUUUAUGGUCGAAAAGGGAGCUACUGUUAGGUCAUUAAAAGUUGAAAUAUCGCUUUGGAUUAAGGAUAUUCAUCCUAACGACUUUGUAUUAAUAGGAAUAUACGCUGAUGAUCGAUGUAAGCUGCUUACAGAUAAAGACCAACUAAGUUACAUGACCAGAUAUGAUGUGCUCUAUGCAUGUGACUGUCGUAGCGACUCACCAGUAGGUAAAGAGGAAAAUGUUAUAAAGAUACCUUUAAUUCAGAGAGUUCUUCGCCCUCCUAGUGUUCACAAAUGUAACGCCUGUUAUAAAGAUGAAAGCAAUGGCAAUUUGAAAAGAUGUAGCAAAUGUGAAUCAGUGGCUUAUUGUGAUCUUGAGUGCCAACGUAAAGAUUGGGAAUUUCACAAACGUAAUUGUGCAAGAACUCCAACAGUAAUUGGUCUUCCAGCAAUACUGGCAAUACCUGAAACACAGUUAUCACUACCGAACUUGCUAAAUGAAGCUUUCAAAGUGGGAAUAAAAUCGGUUACUGUUUAUAAGGAUGAUGUCGAGAUGACAACGUAUUCAGCGGAUGAAAUGGAUAUAAAGUGCCCAGAAUCAGCACCAUUUACUUUAGUCCCGGCACCUAUCUUCCGAUUAAGUGCUAAGGAUGUUGAUUUUUACAAAGAGAAUGGUGACGUCAACAUCGAAGAUAUCGCACAAUUUUACUUGGAUUGGAACAAUUCGCAUAAUCAAAUACGCAUUGAAAAUCGUUCUGCGAUUUCUUCUGACUAUGAAGAAGGUAUUGAGUUCGAUAAGACGACAAUGCUAUAUGAUUGCUUAAAGUUGUUUACAGUACCGGAAAUUCUAUUACCAGAGGAAGCUUGUGGCUUGGAUUUACGAGACUUUAUAUCCGAUUCUGCAUCGACCAAUAGCAAUGAAUCAUAUAUAUACGAUUUAUAUGCUGUUGUAAAUCAUUAUGGUGGAUUGAUGGGUGGUCAUUAUACAGCUUUCGCUAGAUUCCCUCUAGGAAAGAAUGGAGAAAAUUUCUCUAAGACAGUAUAUCUCAUAUAUAUUGAUAUAUUCGAUAUGAAAGCUUUGACAAUAGAAUAA